ACAAGCUUCUUCCAUAGACCGAUCAAAUAAACAAAUAGAAAACAAGCUUCUUCCAUAGUCUAUACACUCCACAAUAGCAAGAGAUUUGAGUGUUUGUUCAAGAGAGCCGAAAUGGAGAAGAUGAUAAUGGAAAAGAGAGGUCAUGUUCUUAUGAUUCCGUUUCCAAGUCAAGGUCAUAUAAACCCAUGUCUACAGUUCCUAAAAAGAUUAGCUUUCAAAGGUGUCAAAACCACAUUAGUCACAACCAAAUUCAUAUCCAAAUCAACCAAACCAGUACUUGGGCAUAACAUCGGUAUUGAAUUCAUAUCGGACGGAUAUGAUAACGGUGGCUUUGCCGAAUCAGAGAGUAUAGAGUCCUAUCUACAGCGGUUACAAACAGUGGGUUCGGCAGAAUUAACUCAACUUAUCAAGAAACUAAACAGCUCUUCUGAGGUACAAAAUCCUGUGAACUGCAUAAUUUACGACGCGUUCUUGCCGUGGGCUUUAGACGUAGCCAGACAAUUUGGGUUAGUAGGAGGAUCAUUUUUCACUCAACCUUGUGCCGUCAAUAACAUAUAUUACCAGUUUGGGAAGGGUCUGUUAAAGAUCGACGACAGUACGGUGGUCAAUAAUAAUAAUGUUCUGGUUCCCGGGCUGCCUAUACCUCUCCGGGCGUCAGAUUUACCAUCUUUCCUGGGUGUGCCCGGAACAUACCCAGCUUACUUGGAGCUUGUUUUGAAUCAGUUUGUAAACUUAGAAGAAGCUGACUGGAUCUUUAUCAAUAGCUUCAACAUGUUGGAAAUUCAGGUUGUGGAUUGGAUGACCAAGACAUUUCCACAAUUAAGAACGAUUGGACCGACAAUACCAUCAGCGUACUUGGACAACAGAAUCGAAGGCGACAAUGAUUACGGACUCAGCCUUUUCAAACCAGAUAGUAGCAUCUGCAUGAACUGGUUAAACUCAAGAGCUAAUGGCACGGUAGUUUAUGUAUCUUUUGGGAGCAUGGCUGAGCUAAACAAAGAACAGAUGGAAGAACUUGCAAUGGGUUUGAUUGGAAGCAAUGCUUAUUUCUUGUGGGUAGUCAGGGGGUCAGAAGAACAAAAACUAUCCAGUAAACUUUUGACAGAAAUCGAAAGUGGAAACAAAGGUUUGGUUGUGAAAUGGAGUCCUCAGUUAGAAGUACUCUCACAUGUAGCAGUUGGAUGUUUUGUGACACAUUGUGGAUGGAAUUCUACGUUAGAAGCGUUAUCUUUGGGAGUUCCAAUGGUGGGGAUACCACAGUGGACAGAUCAACCAACAAAUGCAAAGUUUAUAGCAGAUGAGUGGAGAGUAGGCGUACGAGUUAAGGUUAAUGAUGAUGAGAAGGGGAUUUGGACAAGGAAGGAUUUGGAUGUAGCCAUUAGGGAAAUUAUGGAGGGAGAUAGAGGAAAAGAGAUGAAGAGAAACUCAAGCAAGUGGAGGGAGCUAGCUCAACAGGCAGUGGGUCUAGGUGGAAGCUCUGAUCAAUAUCUCGACGAGUUUGUAGCCACACUAAUAUGCUAGCUCUUGAGUUCUGAUGCGGCUGAAUCAUAAUAAAGAUAAAGAUUAAUUUUAUGUCUGUCUGUACUAGAAUGAGUCCCCAAGUGAAAUGUGCUUGGCCUAUCUGUCCGAACGCAUUUGCUAAACCCCCGAACUUAUGUGUACCCUCUAGUUUACUCAAAUUCAUAAUCAUAAUCCUGUAAUUGCUGAAAUCCACACCAAGUUAAGGAGUUUGGAUAGAUGCUGCUCGUUUAUGGAUAUCAGCCAGAGCUUCACCAUAGCAACAACCACUACAAAGAAUAUUUCGUCCAUGUGAUGUUCCAAACAUCCCAUCCAGGAACCACUAAUCUAGGACAUCAAAAAAAAAAUGUUGCGAUUGUCAUAAUGUUGUGAUUGUUUUUCUGUUAGCAUCUAAAAGCCAUUGAUUUUA
Papaver somniferum (opium poppy) is the source of this 1927-nucleotide messenger RNA. Its product is annotated as UDP-glycosyltransferase 74F2-like. Bases 112 to 1521 code for a protein of 469 amino acids. The transcript has 2 exons. Lineage: Eukaryota; Viridiplantae; Streptophyta; Magnoliopsida; Ranunculales; Papaveraceae. The record is from RefSeq and is a predicted model, not a curated record. Gene Ontology annotation, molecular function: UDP-glycosyltransferase activity.